Molecule: messenger RNA, 4465 nt
Organism: Poecilia reticulata (guppy)
Lineage: Eukaryota; Metazoa; Chordata; Actinopteri; Cyprinodontiformes; Poeciliidae
Gene: ppm1lb
Product: protein phosphatase, Mg2+/Mn2+ dependent, 1Lb
Biological process (GO): protein dephosphorylation
Molecular function (GO): cation binding; protein serine/threonine phosphatase activity
Source: RefSeq, a predicted model, not a curated record
UCAGAGUCGCAGUCAGUCGGUGUUGCCACCGGGAAUGGGCGGCUUUAAACGCUCGCUAUUUUCAGGACUGGGAACUCUAGCUGAGCUGGUCAGAGCAGAUUUUCUUGCUGUGACUUUACUCUCGUAAGGUAACCCAAAACCUUACUUCAUUCAAAUUUCAAGCGAGUUUUUCCCUCCUCCGAGUGUCGGUGUUCUCGGACCGCGGGAGAUGGUCAACGCACAGCAGUUGGUGGCUCUCCGCCACGGGGCUACAUGCUAGAAAGAAGCCGCCGGAGCACCGCGUCGGUUUCUGUCUGAAUACGUUGCCACUCUGUCGUCCGGGCCCGGUUUAGAAAUGUUCUAAAAAAAAAAAAAGUGUCGCCUUUAUUUUAUUUGUUUUUCAUGGUGUGAAAACGCUCUGUUAAAUGUGCGUCGACAAAGGCUAUGGAGUGAAAUCUGCGGCGGGCGCGAAGAACACAACGACCUGCUGUGGUUUCCCUGAGCUGUGCGUAAACAAAUAGAUGAUAGAGGAUACGAUGACCCUGCUUUCUCUUUUGGGUAGGAUCAUGCGUUAUUUUCUGCUCAGACCGGAGACCUUGUUCCUGCUGUGCAUCAGCCUGGCUCUCUGGAGUUACUUCUUCCACACGGACGAGGUGAAGACCAUCGUCAAGUCCAGCCGGGAUGCGGUCAAGAUGGUCAAGGGGAAAGUGGCGGAGAUGAUACAGAACGAGCGCUUCGGCGGGCUGGACGUCCUGGACGCGGAGUUCUCCAAGACCUGGGAGUUCAAGAGCAACAAUGUGGCCGUGUACUCCAUCCAAGGCCGGCGGGAUCACAUGGAGGACAGGUUCCAGGUGCUCACCGACGUCGUGAACAAGAGCCACCCGUCCAUUUUUGGGGUUUUUGACGGCCACGGAGGAGAGGCUGCUGCUGAGUUUGCCAAGACCCACCUGGCGGAGGCUCUGCGCCAGCAGCUACUGACCUAUGAACGAGAGAGAGACCGAGACCGAGAAAAAGACAAGGACGAAAAAAAGGAGAAAGGAGGCUCCUCCUAUCCGUCCAUCUUGGAGCAGCAAAUACUGACGUUGGACAGAGAAAUGCUGGACAAACUCUCUGCCAACUACAACGAAGCAGGCACUACAUGUCUGGUGGCUCUGCUGUCUGAUAAGGAGUUGAUAGUGGCCAAUGUCGGAGACUCCCGGGGGGUUCUGUGCGAUAAAGACGGCAAUGCCAUUCCUCUGUCACAUGACCACAAACCUUACCAGCUCAAGGAACGCAAGAGGAUCAAGAAGGCCGGCGGUUUCAUCAGCUUCAACGGUUCGUGGCGCGUCCAGGGUAUCCUCGCCAUGUCCCGCUCUCUGGGUGACUACCCGCUGAAAAACCUCAACGUGAUCGUCUCCGACCCCGACAUCGUGUCCUUUGACCUCAACAAGCUGCAGCCGGAGUUCAUGAUCUUGGCCUCGGACGGCCUGUGGGACACCUUCAGCAACGAGGAGGCGGUCCGCUUCAUCAGGGAGCGACUGGACGAGCCGCACUUCGGAGCCAAGAGCAUCGUCCUCCAGUCCUUCUACCGCGGCUGCCCCGACAACAUCACCGUCAUGGUGGUCAAGUUUAAAGGCAAGACGGGUGAAAAAAAGUAAGGAUUUGAGCGAAGGGCAUCAGUUGGAAGGCAACUGAGUGAGAACUAUUCGCCACAGAUAUUUACAGCACUUUGCUCUUCAAACCUCACAUCAGCAUCCCCCAUCGUCUUUGCUUUUUUUAAAUCACAGACUGGUUGAUGCCGAUAGGCAUUACCUAUCGGACGCUAAUGUGAGCAGGGUUGCCGUUUCGUGAAUAAAUAGAUUACGUUUCGUACAGCUGGGAAUUUUGAGAUUGAGUUGUUCUUUUAAAAGAUAAUUUUAAGAAGAAAUUCCAGCAGAUUUCUCUUUAUGUUAAACAAAAACAUAAAAGUCUCUUUUGUCUUGCUGCUUAAGACCGAUUUCAUAGAGUGACGAUGGCAGCAUGUUGGAGUAGCUAUUUCAGAUUUCGCUCUUUUUGUUACGUCUGUUUGUGAUGGUUUUGGUUGAGGCAUCACAUGUUUGGACAAUUAUUCUUUUUGAUUUUGGAUGCUGUGCAGCUGGAAGGAUUUCUGCUUCAUUUUACUUUUGAACAGUUUUGAUGCGUAACUGUGACAACGAGGUGUUGUUUUAACAACUGGAAGCAGCUGAUUAGCAUCUUAGAGUUUCAAUUCCCUGAGGAGUUGAAAAAGGAAACUUCAGGCAGAGAGAGAUCUUAGUAGGCAAAGAUCAUAUCCCCUAUUCCAACAGCUUUCUAAUCAUACGGUAGUGCUUGCUAGCAGCUAAUUGCGUCAUCCAGGACAUGUUACUGUUUAAUAUAAUUUCUCCUUCCCGGAAAUUGAGUUGUUCGUUAUCAUAACUCUCAUACAGCAACGGCCUUCAGCCAGAGGCCUCGUCAGAUUUGUUGGAAGACUGACUGCUACAGGAGAUCCUUCCUGCCCACAGCAUCACGUUCCACAACAGCUCUUUGGAGAUACUUGCAUAGGGCUGCACAAUUUAUAGCAAAUUUAUCACCAUCGCAAUAUGAAUGUGUGCAAUAUUCAUAUUGCAAAGGACUGUUUGGAACGCAGUAAUUGUUGACUGAUACAUUAUUCAGUGUUAUAAAUGUUCACAUAGGAGGCUAAUGAUGUUACCCGAAUGCUAGCGCUCACAGAGUGAUGGAAGCUCAGAUGAGAAGGACAGGAGAGAAGAAAUUAGGUAUAUAUGGCAACUGAUACCGUCAUCACAAUAUUUACCAACAUUCUCACUAGUGCACAAUAUUCUAAUAUAGUGCAAAUCUAACAAAAAGAUGAACUCCCAAAUACAGACAAAUAUACUUGUAAUAUUCACAUAGAGGUAAGAUCAGUGCAAAUUAAUUGUCAACAAGCUGGCAAAAGUGCAGUGUAGCUUGAGGUCUUAUUCAAGUCAUCUGUUGAAAUCUCUUGUAUUUUUUCAUAUGGUUAAAUAUAUCAGAGAGUUGGGGAAAAAAAUGCAAUGUAAGAUUAUUUCCAUACUUGAAUGAUAUGAGUUACACCAUUUAAUCUCCCUUUAGGGAAGAUAAAGUGUUUUUGAAUGGAAUUGAUAAAAAAAAUAUAUUGCUGUCAUUUUUCCUUUUCUUAAUAUAUUUUAUAUGUUUGAUCUAUUUUUUUCUGAUUGAUCCAGCUUGACAUUUCGCUUGUCCAAUACACAUCACAUUCAUUAUUUCACAAAGUAUUAAAUAUUCUCGUCAUGAACGACACAAAUGCUAAUUUUGCCUAUGUGACCCCUGAACCUGUACAGUAACAGAACUGACUGCUUUUAUAUCACAUUUAGUGUAUGUGACUCUUUGGGUUGAGUUUCCCUGUUUUUUUAAUGUAUUCUGUUUUUUCUUAGUGCCAGGUUUCUGAUGGAUUUUCUUGUUCGCAUCUUUUAACUCUGAUAUUGAUCAGCUCUGCUGCUUCAGCACAGCUCAGAUCUGUGUGAGUAAUAAAAACGUGGAGCAUCAUAACCACAGCGUGUCUGAGAGGAACGAAAGGUCUCUGAGUCAGUCGUCCUUCGUACACAGUGAAUUAGUAACGUAGUACUUCUCAUUACUGCUGACUGCUAAUUAUUUGUCCAUAAAGAUUUCCCUUGUUUUUUGACUUACAAGUACUUUAAUAAAGCCAGACAUAUGUAAAUUUGAUUAUUAUGAAUACAUCUGACAAGAUAACUUCAUUAAUGUGGAAAUGAGAUGGACAUGCUAGUUAAUUUUCGCAUAUUUUUGUUACAUCUACAGUAAAAUAGCGAUUAUGCUGUGACAGGUUAUUGCUAUGUGAUGUUUUGGGAUUACAAUUUCACCUAAAACAAACAUUGAAAUUUUAAGCAAGUUAAAAUUAAUUUUUGGAUAAUAAGAUGUGUCGCUGUUGCCUUAUUAUUAUUAUGUUCUGCUGCCAAAAGCGCUUGUUUUGUUGUUUCAUGGAUUUUAAGCAGGCGAUCGCGUCGCACACGAGGCUCGACUUUGUUGUCAUAUCUUGUAAAUCCAAACGUUGGAGCAUUGAACGUCUCUGGGAGACGCAAAGUUGAAUGUACAUACUGUCAAUGUGUUAAUAUCACUCAAACACGCUGUUUACUACACAGAUUAAAAUAAAACAUAUGAAACUUCCCGUGUUUUCCUUAAUAAUAAUGAUAAUAAUGUAUCUAACAGAAUGUCUGUGGCAUUUGUACUUGUUUUUCUUGAUUUUAAUUAACUGUAAAAAUAAAAACACACACAAUGUUAAUUUACGCUGUAAAUCAUAAUGGUGAAAUUAAAGCAAUGAUUGUCAUUUCAUCUAGUUUUUUUUAAAAUACGAAGAUCAUUUGUAGUUCAAAUUACAAACAUGAUUAGUCCUAGGAAAGUGUUGUGAAUAACUACCCCGAAAAACUAUAAAAUGUAAUGUACAUUAUAUCCUGGAAAAAAGAAUGGAAGCUCCAAUAAAUUAACGAAAAUAUAAAUAUGA